This is a messenger RNA of Rhododendron vialii, 1163 nucleotides long. RefSeq names its product glutathione S-transferase U17-like. Gene Ontology annotation, biological process: glutathione metabolic process. The coding region runs from base 145 to 837 and encodes 230 amino acids. NCBI's taxonomy places the organism in Eukaryota, Viridiplantae, Streptophyta, Magnoliopsida, Ericales, Ericaceae. Gene Ontology annotation, cellular component: cytoplasm. Gene Ontology annotation, molecular function: glutathione transferase activity. The record is from RefSeq and is a predicted model, not a curated record. The transcript has 2 exons.
CACACUCUUUAUUCACGCUUAUCAUCCCCUCCUAUUUAUACCCACACAAACACACACUUCCCUUGAACCAAAACCAGCCACAUCGACCUCUUUAACGAAACCAACACCUCAUUUCCCUCUCACUAAAGUUCACGCCCAACGCCCAUGGCGACGACCGACGUGAAAGUCAUCGGCGCGUGGCCGAGCCCGUUCGUGAUGAGGGCCCGGAUCGCGCUCAACAUCAAGUCCGUCGACUACGAGUUCCUCCAGGAGCAGUUCGGCGGCAAGAGCGAGCUCCUCCUGAAAUCAAACCCGGUCCACAAGAAGAUCCCGGUCCUGAUCCACGGCGACAAGCCCGUCUGCGAGUCCCUCGUCAUUGUCCAGUACGUCGACGAGGUUUGGGCCUCUGGCCCGGCGAUUCUUCCCUCUGAUCCUUAUGAUCGCGCCAUUGCUCGGUUUUGGGCUGCCUAUAUUGAUGAUAAGUGGUUCCCAUCACUGAGUGGAAUAGCCAGGGGUCCAACAGAGGAAGCCAAGAAGGCAGCACUGGAGCAAGUGGUCGAAGGCCUAGCCUUGCUAGAUGAUGCCUUUGUGAAAUGCAGCAAGGGCAAGGUCUUCUUCGGCGGUGACCGGAUCGGCUACCUCGACAUUGCUCUGGGUUGCUUCUUGGGAUGGGUCAGGGUUACUGAGAAGACGAGCCAUCUCAAACUGCUUGAUGAAUCCAAGACACCCCAUCUUGUCAAAUGGGCUGAGAGCUUCUGUGCUGAUGCUUCUGUGAAGGAUGUCAUGCCUGAAACUGAUAAGCUUGCUGAGUUUGCCAAGGCUCUCAUGGCCAAAUUCAAAGCACCUCCUCCAAGUUAAAGUAAGAUCCUUUAAAGGGGUGUUUAUUGUAGGUUUUUUUUUUGUGCUUUGUCGGGAUCCAUGUCGCCGUAGUUUAUGCUUUUGCUUAUGGGCAAAAUAGCUUAAAUAAGUUGAAAAUGGAAAGUAAUCAGGAAGCUUUUAUUUUGAUGGUUUUUAGGUUUGUUGGUAGCAAAAUCAGGUUUUACCCCAGUUUAUUGAGGCACCAAACACCUAGUUGGUUUUUUGUGCUUGUAGUAGUUGGGAAUAUGUUUUGGAGUUAAUGAUGUUAAACCCCUUUUGUCUGGUUCUAUUCGAGUAGUUAAACAUCGUGUGGUUGUUAGGAGUAA